Messenger RNA from Castor canadensis (American beaver), 1094 nucleotides. The record is from RefSeq and is a predicted model, not a curated record. NCBI's taxonomy places the organism in Eukaryota, Metazoa, Chordata, Mammalia, Rodentia, Castoridae.
AGCGGCAUGUCCAUCGCUACGACUGGGUGGUGAAUGCUAAGGAGAGUCACGGUUGCUGCAGUCUGUGCCACCGGGAGGAAGUUGUGGUGUAAGGCCGGGCGGGAGCUCGCGGCGCUGUGGAAAAUCGAAGCGCGGGGUCGGUGCGAAGACCUUACCAGACCUUUUCCUAGUCUGAUCAUGCCUGGACGAAACAAGGCGAAGUCCACCUGCAGCUGUCCUGACCUGCAGCCCAAUGGACAAGAUUUGGAUGAGAGCGACCGUGUCGCCCGUCUCGGAGCGGAAGAAUCUGAGGAGGAGGGUCGGAGGGGGUCUCUUAGUAAUGCCGGAGACCCCGAGAUCAUCAAGUCUCCCAGCGACCCCAAGCAAUACCGAUACAUCAAAUUACGGAAUGGCUUGCAGGCACUUUUGAUUUCAGAUUUAAGUAAUGUGGAAGGUAAAACAGGAAAUACGACAGAUGAUGAAGAAGAAGAGGAGGAGGAGGAGGAAGAUGAAGACUCUGGAGCUGAGAUAGAAGAUGAUGAAGAAGAGGGUUUUGAUGAUGAGCAUGAAUUUGAUGAUGAUGAUCAUGACGAUGAUGAUCUUGAUACUGAGGAGAAUGAAUUGGAAGAAUUGGAAGAGAGGGCAGAAACUAGGAAAAAAACCACUGAAAAACAGCAAUCGCAGAGCCUGUUUUUGCUGUGGUCAAAGCUGACUGAUAGACUGUGGUUUAAGUCAACUUAUUCAAAAAUGUCUUCAGCCCUGCUGGUCGAGGCAAGAAAUCUUUAUGGGGUAGUUGGAGCUGAAAGCAGGUCUGCACCUGUUCAGCAUUUGGCAGGAUGGCCAGUGGAGGAGCAGCAGGGUGAAACUGACACAGUUCUGUCUGCAGCGGCUCUUUGUGUUGGAGUUGGGAGUUUUGCUGAUCCAGAUGACCUGCCCGGGCUGGCACACUUUUUGGAACACAUGGUAUUCAUGGGUAGCUUGAAAUAUCCAGAUGAAAAUGGAUUUGAUGCCUUCCUGAAGAAACAUGGAGGUAGUGAUAAUGCCUCAACUGAUUGUGAACGUACAGUCUUUCAGUUUGAUGUCCAGAGAAAAUAUUUCAAGGAAGCCCUGGAUAG